Molecule: messenger RNA, 3042 nt
Organism: Trachymyrmex cornetzi
Lineage: Eukaryota; Metazoa; Arthropoda; Insecta; Hymenoptera; Formicidae
Product: nardilysin-like
Exons: 13
Coding region: 1-3042 (1013 amino acids)
Molecular function (GO): metal ion binding
Source: RefSeq, a predicted model, not a curated record
AUGGAGCAUACGGAAGAAGAUGAUCAGCAUCAAGUUGAAUAUUUAGAGAAUCCAGUCAAAUCGGAAAACGACAAAAAGGAUUAUAGGGUCAUAAGAUUAAUAAAUGAUUUAACAGCUCUGCUUGUAUCGGAUAUAAAUUUAAAAACAGAUGAUUCUCAAAAUAAAGAGGACGAGAGAGAUGAAAAAAAGGCAGUAUGUGGCUUAUGUGUGGAAGUAGGAUGUUUCAGCGAUCCAGACAUUCAAGGCGUAGCAAAUUUAUUCAAGCAUAUGGUUUUCGUGGGAUCCGAAAAAUACACAGAAGAAGAAGGUUUUGGAACAUUCAUCGAAAAACGUGGCGGAACUGUUUGCGUUUCAACAGAUAGCGAACAAACAACAUUUUACUUUACUAUUCAAGAAAAAUUUUUGCUUCCUGCUCUUGAUCGUUUUGCACAAGGCUUUAUUAAACCCUUGAUAAUGAAUGAUAACAUUACACGAGAGAGACAGAACAUUGUACAUGAGGAUAUAUUGGUACAUUGUGACGAGAGUAAGAAGGAGCAACCGUUGUCCUCUGCGCAAACCGAUGCAGUCAAUAAGUAUAUUCGAAACAUUUCUAUGAUGUGUAGCAAUAAUAUGGAUGAUAAUAAAUUGUGCGAAGAAUUGCACAAAUUCAGAAAUCGCUAUUACAGUGCUCACAGAAUGACAAUUGCUAUACAGGCUAAAUUUCCAUUGAGCACACUGGAAAAAUUCGUUACGAAAUGCUUUGUUGAUGUACCAAGUAAUAGGUUAUCUCCCGAUGACUAUGUUAAUAGUGUUUCUUUUGAUACUCUCGAAAUCGAAAGAGUAUUUAUGAAAACAAGGUCUCAUUUAUCACAUGUGAUGGUUAAGCAAGGUGACGAAGUAGAAGUAACAUGGACAGUGCCUUUACCAUCCGAUUUUUAUUAUAGUAAACCUCAUGAAUAUCUCGCAUGGAUUAUUAGGCAUGGAGGAAAAGGUUCUUUAACAAGUUAUCUACGCAACAAAAUGCCAAAUUGUAUAAGUUUAGGUGAUAAUGUUCAAUGUAGCAGUGAAACGUUCUUAAAAUAUAAUUGUAUAUAUACUAUGUUCAAGAUUACUGUAGUGCUCUUCUGUGAAAAACAAGAACAUUUGAAGGAAGUUCUAGAUGCAAUAUUUUCCUUUAUUAAUUUACUAAAAAAAGAUGAUCCACAUAAAAGGACUAUUUACUAUGACAUUUAUAAGAUAAUGGAAUAUAAUUUUAGAUUUAUUAACGAAAAAGAUUCUGUGGACUAUAUAGUAAGUUUGUGUAAGGGUAUGCACUUUUAUCCACCACGUGAUUAUAUAACUGCAAAUGAACUUAUUUGUAUUAAGUACAACCUAGAAGAUAUACAAAGCUGUUUGAAUUAUUUGAAGCCAGAGACCGCAAUUAUCACUAUUUUGCAAGAUAAGCCUCGUCCUUUGACUUUUGAUCAUAAUGAAGUUCAGUCCCAUGUAAAUAGGAACAAAAAGGAACAUUUAUAUAUUGAAAUAUCAAAGGAUUAUAUCGAACAUUGGAAAUCCAUUGAUCCGUUGCCAAAUUUUCAUUUACCAUUAAAGAAUGUAUUUAUUGCCAGCGACUUCUCUUUAAUACCGAUACCAGAGAAAGUUCCGAAAUAUCCUGUAAAAAUAUACAACGAUCGCAUUUCGGAAAUUUGGUAUUGCCCUAAUCUCAAAUUUCGUUUGCCGAAAUGUUAUAUGAAUUUCCAAUUUGUUUCCUCUAUAGGAGUUCAGUCGCCGAAGAAUGCAGUUAUUAUGGAAAUGUACUGUCAUGCAUUAAAACUGCUUUUGUUCGAAGAAUUACAUCCAGCUGUGGUAGCGGGAUUUGAAUAUCAUAUCUAUACCAGUCAUAAAGGUAUUAUAAUAGAAAUGAACGGGUUUAGUGAGAAAUUGCCCCUCUUGUUGAGAACUAUUGCAAAAUCCAUGGUUGACUGUCCAGCACUUGUUACAGAAUCUUUAUUUGAAUGUUGCAAAGUGCGACUAUUAGAUGAGGGAUAUUAUAGCAAGGCAUUUAUGAAUCCAUUUGUUUUUAUCAAUGACGUGAAAUUGUCGAUCUUGAAGCUUAUUCAUUAUACAUACGUCGACAUGCAUACUGCUCUAUCUAGUGUAAAUUUUAAAGAAUUCCGAUGCUUUGUGAAAUCCUUUACCGAUCAUUUGUACAUCCAGUGCCUCGUGCAAGGUAACAUAACGCCGGACGAUGCACUCGUAACUAUACGGGAAUGUCUCGAAAUAGUGAAUUGCGGUCCCUUGCUUAGUAAUACAUUACAGCAGAUGACAGUCAUCCAAAUACCUUUGGGCAUAAGCUGUUGCAAGUUAAAAAGUUUUAACAAAACUAAUCGAACUUCUGUAGUAACAAAUUAUUAUCAAGUUGGUAUCACGUCAUUUAAUUUAUCGGUAUUACUCGAUCUGAUGAUGGAAAUAAUGAUUGUAAUGAUACGCAUUUGGGUAGUACAUGAAAAACUGCAGUUUGAAAUUGCCUCGUGCAAUUGUGACUACAUUAACGGAGUUUUAGGAUAUUCCAUUACCGUUUAUACUGAUGCAAAUAAAUACACAACCGAGCAUAUGGAUCAGAAGAUCGAGGCAUUUUUGCAAUUUUUUCAUAAGAGAAUUUUGAAAGAUUUCUAUGAUAUAAAUUUGGAUGAUUUUAAGAAGAGACUAAUUGCAGAAAAAACAAAUCAAUAUUUCGAUAAUGUUCUUAGUGAAGAAGUUAACAGAAACUGGAGUGAGAUAAUAUCGGGGAAAUACGUUUUUGACAGAUACGAGAGGGAAAUGUUUGUAAUGAAGGAUAUAAAGAUCAAUGAUCUGAAAGAAUGUUUUGCAAAGCACACGGAGAACGGAAGUAAUUUUAGAAAAUUAAGCAUACAUGUAGUAGGAAAUGAUCCAGGGAAUAUUGCGGUCGAAAAAGAAAAUAAGUACUUUACUUUGGAAUAUAUAAACGACGAUCAGCAGGAAAUUGGAGAUUAUCGCAUUGUUGACGUAAAAGACUACAAGAAAUAUCUUUAUACCUAUCCCCUUAAAGCAAAGAAUAACUAA